Dermochelys coriacea (leatherback sea turtle) is the source of this 10467-nucleotide messenger RNA. RefSeq names its product excitatory amino acid transporter 1-like. Gene Ontology annotation, molecular function: glutamate:sodium symporter activity; neutral L-amino acid transmembrane transporter activity; L-glutamate transmembrane transporter activity. The record is from RefSeq and is a predicted model, not a curated record. Gene Ontology annotation, biological process: L-glutamate transmembrane transport. The transcript has 10 exons. Bases 299 to 2005 code for a protein of 568 amino acids. NCBI's taxonomy places the organism in Eukaryota, Metazoa, Chordata, Testudines, Dermochelyidae. Gene Ontology annotation, cellular component: plasma membrane.
AUCCUGCAGUCUCCUCCUCCCUGCUACCCCCACCCCCUGCCAUGUAUCUUAGGAAUAAUACAGUCAUCCUUUUCCUUUCAGAGGAGGCUGCUGAGAGUUCUGUGCUAACGCUGGACCUUCCAAAGAAGAACGUUUUGUCUUCUUCCUUUGUGCGGGAGGAACAAAGAAGAAAAGAACAAAUGGACUCGCAAUAACCCCCAAGAGCACAGGCACGUUUUCAGAUCAGAGUCCUGCUGCCCUUUUGACACCUGCUUCAGACAAGAGCUGUGUCUUCUGGACCAAGGAGCUUGAUCUGAUUAUGAGUGAGCAGCGGGGCCAUGUGAACAGCCUCUUCUUGAAUGAGGAGUCAGCCAAGCGGCUCAGCUCCAACAACCGGGUGCAGCGCUUCCAACAGGCAGUGCAGGAGCGGGCAGCACGGGCCAAGAAGCGGAUGCACAGCAUCACCAAAGACAGCGCCAAGAGCUUCCUCAGGAGAAAUGCCUUCGUCCUCUUCACCAUCACUGCUGUCCUACUGGGGAUCAUUUUGGCCUUUGCCCUCCGACCCUAUAAGAUGACCUAUCGCCAGAUCAAGUAUUUCUCCUUCCCAGGAGAGCUGCUGAUGCGGAUGCUCCAGAUGCUGGUUCUUCCCCUCAUUGUCUCCAGCCUGGUCACGGGCAUGGCCUCGCUGGAUGGCAAAGCCUCUGGGAAGAUGGGGAUGCGGGCUGUAGUCUACUACAUGGUGACCACCAUCAUCGCGGUCUUCAUCGGCAUCCUCAUGGUGAUCAUCAUCCAUCCAGGCAAAGGGUCCAAGGACAAACUGCACCGGGAGGGCAAGAUUGAGCAGGUGCAAACAACUGAUGCCUUCAUGGAUCUGGUGAGGAACAUGUUCCCGCCGAACCUAGUAGAAGCCUGCUUCAAACAGUACAAGACGCAGUACAGCACCAGGGUCUUCACCAGAACCAUCCUCCGCAGCAGCAAUAUCACAGCAGGGACCACUGCCAACUCACAGGCUUCCAUGCCCGAGAAUGUCACCGGGACCCUGGAGAACAUCACACGCACCCUUAGGAGCCUCCAGGAAAUGCUGAGCUUUGAGGAAACCAUCCCCAUCCCUGGCUCUGCCAGCGGGGUGAAUGCGCUGGGCCUAGUGGUGUUCUCCGUGUGCUUUGGCCUGGUGAUUGGCAGCCUGAAGCAGAAGGGACGGGCCCUGCAGGAGUUCUUCAGCUGUCUCAACGAAGCCAUCAUGAGGCUGGUGGCCAUUAUCAUCUGGUACGCCCCAGUUGGGAUCCUAUUCUUAAUCGCUGGCAAGAUUCUGGAGAUGGACGACUUAGCAGUGAUGGGGGGCCAGCUGGGAAUGUACACACUCACCGUCAUCGUGGGGUUGCUCAUACACUCCCUGUGUGUCCUGCCGCUGCUGUACUUCAUUGUCACCCACAAGAACCCAUGGGUGUUCAUCGCAGGCCUUCUGCAGGCCCUCAUCACCGCACUGGGCACCUCCUCAAGCUCGGCAACGCUCCCCAUUACGUUCAGGUGCUUGGAAGACAACAACGGGGUGGACAAGCGCAUCACCAGGUUCGUUCUGCCUGUAGGCGCGACCAUUAACAUGGAUGGCACGGCUCUAUAUGAGGCCCUGGCAGCCAUCUUCAUCGCACAAGUCAACAACUACGAGCUCAACUUCGGGCAAAUCAUCACAAUCAGCAUCACUGCCACUGCAGCCAGCAUUGGAGCGGCAGGCAUUCCCCAGGCAGGCCUGGUGACCAUGAUGAUUGUGCUGACAUCAGUGGGGCUACCAACCGAGGACAUCACCCUCAUCAUUGCGGUGGACUGGUUUCUGGACCGUCUGAGAACCACCACCAAUGUGCUGGGGGACUCCCUGGGAGCUGGGAUUGUGGAGCACCUGUCUCGGCAUGAGCUGGAUGCACAGGACAGCGAGCUCGGGAAUUCUGUGAUUGAGGAGAAUGAGAAGCCCUACCACCUGAUCUACCAGGCGAACACCCACAAGCACCGCAGCAGCGAGACAAUCAUGUGACGCCAGGGAGCAGGGUUCAGAUUGAGCCUUUAAAAAGGUCAAGACUUUCAGUGGCAGGGGAUGGAGAAAGAGCCAAGCAGAAGCAAACUCUCCUCCCCCUACACACAUUUCCCCAUGCAGCCUCCCAGCCCUGCCUCUUUUAAACCUAAGCUACAGAGAAAACAAAGACUUAACCCUUUCUUUACCUAGACAGUUAGAUGUUCAUUGUGACCCUCAUAUUAGAGAAGCAGGACUGAGAGGUCCUCCUUUUGUGGUCCACUGCCCCACCCUGGACUAGACGAGGAGUGGGAGGAUGAUAGUGUUUAGAUUAGUAACUGUUCCUCCUCUGCACUUCGAGGCAGAAAACCGGAACAGCCUCUGUCUCCCACUUCUAGACAUUGUCUGAGGCACCAGGUGUUUCAUUAGCAUCUUUCUUCAAAUUUUUAUCUGCCUUUCUUUGUAUGCUUGGCAUGUGAAGGGUUAAGGACCAAGACAAUAGGUAGCAAAUGGCUCCUAGAAUUAGUUGGUAUUUUGCAGUAACCAACUAGGAUCUGGUUGCUUCCAUGGCACUUCCCUGUCACUAUACAGCAGCAUUUUUCUUGUGAAAUCCUGGCUUUCUAGUUUCUAUUUUGAUCCAGGAAUCAGACCUGAGUAUGUUACAUUCAAAGGUAGAGUUGGCCUAGCACAGGAGUGGCCAAUCUGUGGCUCUUCAGAAGUUAACAUGCGGCUCCUUGUAUAGGCACCCACUCCGGGGCUGGAGCUACAGGCGCCAACUUUCCAGUGUGCUGGGGGGUCCUCACUGCUCAACCCCUGACUCCACCACAGCCCCUGCCCCCACUCCACCCCUUUCCAUGCCCUCCCCGAGCCUGCCAUGCCCUCGCUUCUCCCUCCCUCCCCCUGCAGAGCCUCCUGCAUGCCACAGAACAGCUGAUGAGGAGGCACUGAGAGCGGGAGUGGAGCUAAUGGUGGCUCUUUGGAAAUGUACAUUGGUAAUUCUGGCUCAUUCUCAGGCUCAGGUUGGCCACCCCUGGCCUAGCAGCUCCCCUGGUGCUCAGCUAAAGCAUUACCCAACCAAUAACUGGAGCUAGAUUAAUGAUUUGAUUGUCACUGUGGCUACAUAGAAGCAUUGUCACAAAAUUCUUAAUGUCCUCCUGCAGAGAUGCAGAGCCAAACAGCAGGUCAGGCUCCACGGGUCUGAGGAUCACCACUGGGAACCCGGUUUAUGUUAGCAAGGGCCACACAAGGAAUCAGUGGGGAGCUGCCAGAAGAACUCCCCGACUUCUCAAGUGGCAAUCAUAUUUAUAUCAGAAUAACAGCAGUGACAUUAUAGCAGCCUGGGGUUCCUGAGGGCCUAUCUCAUGCAGUAUCCUGAUAACCUUGUUACAGGCAGCUCUCGGGGCCUCAUGGCUUUCGAGGGGCUGGGAGUCUGUGGACAACAUGGACAUUCUGACUUUUCUUUUACUCUUUAGUUUGGGACAAAAUAUCAUUACCUGUGAACAUGGGCCAGGCUGGCAGAACCAGGAAGGGGUUGAAUGACUUCUGUUCAUCUGAGAAGCUGCUAGAGAUGGGCACACGAGCACAGACAAAGAAUUGAUUGUCAUUGGUUAAGGCAUCUAGCAGUCUGUAGGUACUCCAGGACUUGGAUGGGAAAUCAAGCUUCUUCUAUAAGGUCAAGAGGGUCGAGGGAUAGCUCAGUGGUUUGAGCAUUGGCCUGCUAAACCCAAGGUUGUCAGUUUGAUCUUUGAGGGGGCCAUUUAAGGAUCUGGGGCAAAAAUUGGGGAUUGGUCCUGCUUUGAGAAGGGGGUUGGACUAGAUGAUCUCCUGAGGUCCCUUCCAACCCUGAUAUUCUAUGAUUCUAGGGGAUUGUGUCACUCCUCGAAAGUUGCCUUGAUAGCCAGUAGCUCCUUGUCCAGACUAUCAUAGUUUUUUUCUUCCAGGGUUAGCUUCUGAGAUUAAAAGGCACAAGGGUGGAGUAGGGGAGGGGGGCAUAUUGAAUUUGGCAAAGUUUGAAGUGUGGACCUCGAUUGUAAAUGGUUUAAUGGGAUCUGGGUGAAUCAGGAUAGUGCUGUGGUAAACUUCUGUCGAUCAAAGGCCGUCUGAUCCUCUGUGGACCAGGCAAACUGGGGCUCCCUUUUACAUGAGCACCAUUAACCAUGCUGCCAGGCUAGAGAAUCCUUUAAUAAAUGGCCUGUAGAAACUGGCGAACCCCAGGAAUUGCUGCAUCCUGCUACCUCCUUAGACACGGCCCAGUUGGAUAUUGCUGCCACCUGACACGGGUCCAUGGUGUGUCCUGCGUGCAAAAUGAUCUAUCCCAAGAAUUCCACUGUGGUUUUAUGGAACUCAAUUGUUCUCCAUGCUGGAGAGGCAGGGCUGGACCUGAUCAACUUGCAUGGGUUUGGGCACUGGAGAAAGGACUGGUAAGGCGGGGCUGGAGCCAGCAGGGCUGGUGGAUGCUGGGAGGACUAUAUUUUUUCUUGGCAGCAUUCAGUCAAGCAGUCUGCUGAUCUUGAUGCGUAGGUCGACUAACCCAUCCAGGUGGGUCAGUGAUCCGACCCAUGCCAGGUCAUCUUUAAUAGUGUCAUUUUAGGCCAGGCUGGAAAUGAAAACUCUGGUCAGCCUCAUUCCACUCAGUGUCUGCUGCCAAGCAUUGGCACUCUAGCAGCUGUCUGGCAUUCCUGCUAACACCUGAAGUGCAGCUUCAGCUGCACACUCAAAGAUCACCGCCAUAGCUUGAAGGAAGUCCUCACAUUGUCCCAGAAUGGCUCCAGGAAUGGAGAUGCCAAGCUAGGGCCUCCUCAGGAAGCAGCCUGAUAAUCUGUCCCACUCAGGGUUGGUCAGUGGGGUACAUAGAAUUAUAGAAUCAUAGAAGAUUAGGGUUGGAAGAGACCUCAGAAGUCAUCUAAUACAACCCCCUGCUCAAAGCCAUCUAGUCCAACCCCCAUCUCUGAGCAUAUCAGAAAUAGGAGCCAACAUUGAUUUAGGAACCCACGAAAUUUGUUGUGAUGGCCAUUGAAUUUGUCAGACUGGGGAGCUUAGACUCAUGGAGAAGAGAGGCCAGAGCUGAAGGCAGUGUGGCUUGAGCUUGAAGGACUGCAUUCUGCACAUGCAGGCCAGCGCCCUAGGCUGGCAUGGUCUGUAGGACGCCGGCUAGCUCUGUCAGAGAGAUAUUGGCCUUUGUAGAUUCUGCACUCUCUGUCUCAGCUCUAAUUCUCCUAUUGUUUGUAUUGGGCUGUCAGUGACCAGAACACGGAUGGUUGGGCUUAGUGAUGGGAGCAGGACUAGGGCCUAGUGGGUAGGGCAGGCGUCGGUAGUGUGGAAUCGCAGCCCAGAGUCAGAGCUGAAGUCAGCAAUUGCAGCCCAGGGACACAGCCGCUGUACUUGGAGUUAGACAAGGCUGGGGCCAAGGUAGGAGCAGGGCAGAGGCCAAGGGUGGAACAGGGCAGGAGCAGGGCUGGGAAUAGCAGGCACAGGAGCUAUUGCAGCCGUAGGCAAAUGCUUUGAGUAGCUGCUGAACUGCUGCUGCUGGGCAUAAGAGCCAGUCUACUGACUUCUCCCACCAAUCCGGCGACGUAGACAGACAGGCACCUACACAGGCCAGCUGCACUCAUGAGGUUGCCAGAGACUGCCUUACUUUCAGGCCCUGCUUCCAGACUGUGGGUCCCAAUAACCCCUCAGACAAAUGGCUGAGUGAAGGGGUAGUUUUGCUAGGGCUGCAAAUACCCUAGGUACAGAGGCUCAAGCAGUUACAGUUCAAGGUGUGUAAUAGCGGUUCCUGUUGGGUACCCUGGCCAGUCCAGAGCCAGGGCUCUUUCAGCUUAGGGUGCCCACUCCAGUCCAGUCUCUACUCCAGCAAACUGGAGCUUGCAGGUUUCCAGGCCAGGCUCAGUUAGUGUCUCUCAUUGAGGCCUCUCUGCACUGGGCUCCGUGCCCAGCCACUGCUGCUCCCACAUACGUCCCACACAGACCUGCACCCACCUGUAACGUCUGGCGCGAAAACCCAUAGCUGAGCCAUCUCCUGGUGGCUGUGCCAGGGCCUGUGAACUGCCAUUUAACAUGGUAAAGACCCAAGCUAAAGAAACUAGAAUAUAACACCCCCCAGGCUCCAACAAAGUCACAGACUGACAAGCCCAGGGAGUCAGGAAAGUAGGAGUUACAAUAACAUCCCCUUCUUAACUUCCCCACCCAGAGGGUAGAUUGAUCAUGCAUGUGGGCUAGGGGACAGAGUACCAGACUAGAUCUGCAACUGACCUGCUGCAUGUUCCUGGACAUGUCACCUUCCCCCUUUGUCUCAGUCUUCCCAUCUGAAAAAUUAUUCUGACCCACCUUGGUAAAGCACUUGAGAAGUGCAGAUAGAAAGUGUUAUGUAACAAUCCCUCAUUUUAUAGAGGGGUAAAAUUCAGCUUCACACAGAAACUUAGCUGCAGCCUUAACUAUGGAAAGGCAGACUCCUGACCAGAAUUGGAAUCUCCAUCCUUAGAGGUUUUUAAGGCCUGGCUUGACAAAGCCCUGGCUGGGAUGAUUUAGUUGGGGUUGGUCCUGCUUUGAGCAGGGGGUUGUCAAUGGCUUUCAAACUUUUUCUGGUGACCCAGUUGAAGAAAAUUGUUGAUGCCCAUGACCUAACGGAGCUGGGGAUGAGGGGUUGUGGGUGAGGGCUGCAGGGUGGGUCCGGAGAUGAGGGGUUUGGGGUGCAGGAAGAGGCUCCAGGUUUGGUGGGGGCUCAGGGCUGGGGCAGGGGACUGGGGUGCGGGCUUACCUUAGUCAGCUCCUGGUCAGCAGCACAGUGGGGGUGCUAAGGCAGGCUUCCUGCCUGUCCUGGCACCGCAGACCACACUGUGCCCCAGAAGCAGCCAGCAGCAGGUCCGGCUCCUAGGUGGAGGCGUGCAAGAGGCUCUGCACGGCUCUCACCGCAGGCACCGCCCCCAGCUCCCAUUGUCCAGGAACCGGCCAAUGGAAGUGUGUGACCGAUGCUCAGGAUGGGGGCAGCGCGCAGAGCGCCGUGGCCCCCCCACCUAGAAGCUGGACCUGCUGCUGGCUGCUUCCGGGGUGCAGCGCAGUGUCAGAAAAGGUAGGGACUAGCCUGUUUUAGCUGGGCAGCACCACCGAUGGGACUUAACGGUGACCCACAGUUUGAAAACCAUUGGACUAGAUGACCUCCUGCCGUCUCUUCCAACCUGAAUCUUCUAUGACUCUAUGAUAAUUCUGAGUUAACAUGGUAAUUGGUAAAAACCAUUGGAACAAUUUACUAACAGUUGUGGUGGAUUCUCACUGGCAAUUUUUAAAUCAAGACCAGAUAUUUGGCUAAAAGUUUUGCUCUAGCUCAAUUCAGAAACCUCCCAAACCUUCACCCAAACUUCAAAAGCAAGAAUGUUUGAUUCAUGGUGUGUCAUGCUUUUUGUCAUGCUCCACAUUCCUUGAUUCUGUACAGCUAUGGAAGCUGCAGUAACAGCGCCAACAAAGUAUUGAGCUGCACAAGCAGAAGCCUAGACUCUAGAACGAGAGAGCAGGUCUGUGACUGUAUAAGCCCAACACAGGACACUGGGUGCAUUUCUGGAUACAGUCCCAGCAAGCUCAUUCCCUGCAGGAGACAUUCACAAAGAAUUUAGGAGAGGAUGAAAGAUUUAGGCAGUCUGGCUUGUCCUGCUGCUGAGAUGAUCCUGGUAGAGAUUUACAACAACCCUACAUUGUAUGAAUUUCAGGGCCUCAAGAGACCAUUAUGUUAAAAUAAUCUGAAUUCCUGCAUAAGCACAGACCAGAGAAUCACCAGGUGAUUCCUGCAUCAAGCCCAUAAUUCGUGGCUCAGCUGGAGCAGAUUCUUCUGCCCAGUCCUGAUUUAGAGACUUCUAGGACUUGUCUUCACUGCAAAAUCAACUCAAGUUAUAAUCUGAGUGUUGCUCCUAACUUGAAUCCUGUCCACCCCCAUACCCUUCACUCAAGAGCAGUGGUGUUUUUAACUUGCAUUGACUGCCGCAGAAGAGGUAUAGACUAAAACCUGAGUGAGUCUAAUUUGCUAACAAGACCACUCUGUAACAUGGAUUUAGGUUAGUGCUAUUCAAGUGCUGCUAGUCCUCCAAGUUCUAGAGAACUUGCCACCUCCCAUAGCAAUCUGUCCAGUGGUUACUCGCUCUGCUAAGUAGCUGCAUUCUAUUCCCAGAGUCAGCAGAGAUUUUUUUUUCAUUUUGUUGAUGGUGUCCAAACCUAUUAAUUAGGGAUCUAGGAGUCAGUAAUUUGCUAGCACCUUUCAUCCCAGACUCUCAAAGUGGUGUACAGUUCUUAAUUCAUGUGCCUUCACACCCCCUGCCCAGUGCUGUGAGGCAGCAAUUUAGAGAUGUGCAAAAUAAGAAACUUUGACAGAUUUAUUCAAGUGAAAGUAAGAAACACACAGAACAAAUCAGAAGAGAAUGCAGCUGAACCCAAUAAUUCACUGCAGUCAGGAGACUCCUAGUUUUGUGUCUGAGGAGCAGGAGUGAGCAUUCUAGCAAAAUAACUAGAACGUUUAAAAAUGGGCAGGAAGUUGGGGCCAGGCAGCUUUUUCCUACCCCUAACAUUCCUCACAUCUGUACUACAGGGAGUAAUGUACUCUGGUGAGGAUGGCUUUCAGGAGGUCCUGAGGGUAACCAAGGUAUUGCAUGUGCUUUCUUCGUUAGAGGGUCCUUUUAUUCAGAGCAUAUAAAAAAAGUAAAUUCUUCUCAUUUUCCCAAAGAUAGUUUUGUUUUGGAGGCAAAAUGUAAAACCCGCUGUGGCUCUCAUUGCCCAAUUGUUGUUAGCAGGUACUUACAUGUAUCUUGUGCUAGGGGAACCAUGCAUCCCAUUGCACAAAUACAACCUGACAGGCAAGGCUCCCAAAGAGCAGUAUGCUUAAAGGCUUGCCUCUUGCAGUUGCCUACUUUGUGAAGGAGACUCGGGAAGGAGCAGCAGCUGAGCAGCGGCCUGUAGUCAGCCAGUGCAAACCUGGCUCACUGGAAGGAUUUCAAAAUUCAAGCAGAAGAAAGAUCUUUUUUACCUUGAUACCUUUUCACCCCAACCCUGGCAUUUUUCUUCAGGUUGCCAGCUAACUACACGAUUAAGAUUGUAGGUCUUUAUGUUUACAUAUCCAAAAAAUUGGGUAAAAAAUUGUCAGAACUGUGUGUACAUCUCUCUCACAUUUUUUUGCUGCUACUUCCAGAAUGAAGGGAGGUGCAGAUUCACAAAGUUACUUAGGUAUUGUGAUGCUGAUCGGAUUGGGCCCCGCAUGUGAGUUAGGUGGGCGAAUGCCAGUCUGCAAAUCACUCUGAGGUUUAAGCAGUAGGUAGGCGCCUGGACACCUAGAUGGAGGCAGCACUGCAGAUGCCCUGAGGCACAAACACAGGCACCAAAGGAACUUUUUACUGCAAAAACCUAGGCACUGAGUGAAUUUAGGCACCUACAGAGUUCAGUGGGAGUUUUGUGAAUCGCAGUGGAGCCUAAAACUGGGAUAGAGGCACCUACACCCAGCCAUAACCACCUAAGCACCUUUGUGACUCUAGGCUAGAAAUACAGAGCUCCCUCUCUGUAAGACUGCACACUCCAUUCUGGUGCUCGACUCAAUUAACCAACUAACUCCCUCCUUAAAAACAGAUGCCAUCGGGAAGUGGUUUUGACACUGGGACGCCCAAGACCAACCUUGCUAGGAAGGAGCACCAUACAUAUAUUCAUUUUAUGUCAUGUCAGCUGAUGGCAUCUCUAGGAUUUUGCAAUGUAUGGAGAGGGCAGGACAUAGUUCUUUACUGGGAAUUGGGAUGCCCAGUUAUAUUCCAUGCUCCUGUUGUGUUUGUUACACCAAGUGGGAUAGACUAAGGCUCUCCAGCCAACAAAACAUAAGAUUUUGAACAACGCCCUCUAAACCCGAAGAUCUAGCUUUGCCCCAGACCUUGAAAAUUUGAUACUGAAAGUAUUUGUGGUUAAAAUCCUAUUGUCAACAGGUACCUGAGGGUAUUCCGACUGGUCUGUCUCUGUUACCUAAGUGAUGCUUCUUCCUAUAGGGACCUUCCAGUUGUUUUUGUAUUUUAAACAAGUGACAGGUCUGUGUCCAUGUGACUGCAGUGCAGUCUUGUUUCUAACUAUUGGGUGUUCAAUGUAUGGGCUUGAACAAGGAGUUUGAUCACUGCUUUAAAUACGUAAAGAACUGCUUGGCCAACACACAUCUUGUUAAAAUGGAGAAACACAGAAUUUCCAGCACAAAGGCAACAUUUUGCAGUGGAGAAAGCAAAUUUACACACAGGAGCAAAUGUGUAAAAUAGGCAGUUUGUUCCAGGAGAAGAUCCAGUUCUGGAACAAUGGCCUCUCCGUCCACAGCUGCACGUAGGGAUGGAAGAAAUUGACAACUGGAAACUGUUGCUUGAUAGUAUGUUCAUAGUGUGCUCACAAGUUGGCUGUGUUUAUGCUUGAGGGCUGCUUCUUUAUGCUUUGAGUUUCAGAGAUUUUAAUGGUGGAGAGUUUGUGUAUUUGAAAAAUAAAAGGAAAUUUUC